AUGGCGUUGGAAUUAACUCCCGAUUUAUUUAAUCUUAUACGUUUUCCGAAUCGUGACGAACAAAACUUAAAUGAAUUGGCGAAAAGCCUUCCUCGUGGAGCAAAUAUGUCGAAAAUCGAAAACAAAUUAUUGAUGGGUCGAUUAUUUCGAGUUCCAGUAAUAAGGAAGACGUAUAUAGAAAUCGCAAAAGAAAUACGUGAUAAACGUUGA
Messenger RNA from Entrophospora sp. SA101, 210 nucleotides. The record is from the annotation of a GenBank genome assembly. NCBI's taxonomy places the organism in Eukaryota, Fungi, Glomeromycota, Glomeromycetes, Entrophosporales, Entrophosporaceae.